AUCGAUUUUUAGCUGUGAAGGAGUUGUAUCGAGUGGGAAUUUUAACUUAUUGUUGUAUUUAAAGGGUUUAAUGUAUGUUUUUCUUACGCAGUUGGCAUAACAAACGGAAAUGGGCGGUAUGGUACGGGCGGAAGGAGUUCGUCUGCUGGAGCUCACAUGUCUGCAGGAAGCCUUAGGACCAUUAUUGGGAUGCCCUUGUUGUUGCUCUGGGCAGCUGCAGCUGCACGAAGAUGUUCGGCGGUCCAGUGGACUGUAUUCAGCAUUGUGUUUUGCAUGCCAGGCAUGUCAUCAUCGUCUCCCUUUGCAUUCUUCAUGUCGUUCAGGUUCGCAGGGCUGGCAGGUUAAUGUGUACACACAACAGGUUAAGGCUCAGCUUGGACUCGGUGAAGAUAUGUUACGCGAUCUCUUUCGCAUUUAUCAGAUACCGUAUCGAGCGUGUAAUGCGUCUGAAGACUGUUCUUCAGGUGAUACUGAUGCACUGCUCAACUGCUUCCUCGAUAGAGGUGAUGCUUUUAGAAGCUUUGUGUGCUCUCUCUGUGAUCAGACUUUUGAAUGUGUAAAAAUGUUGAAACAACACAUGGGUUUACAUACUGUGCACAGUAUAGAAUGUUUAGAUAGUGUCAACAUGAUGGGCUCUCUAGACCGAUCAAGUAAUCAACAGGAAGACGCUCUGCAUGUGCCAAUCGAAUCAAUUGUAACUGAAGCAGCUCUCAAUUUUCCGAGCCCAGACGUAGAAAAAACCUUGCAACUUUCACCAAAGGAAGAAGUAUUCACAUCGUCAGCAUGUAAUCAAAGAUUUGAGGGGUUAGAUUUGCUUGAACAAAACCUUAAUGGAGAUAGUCUGCAUAGUACUUUUGAGUACACAGAGAGUUUUGAGGAAGCAACAAGUAAUUUCUCAGAAUCACUUAGCCAGCCAGUGAAAAGCGAACUUGCACAAAAUAGUUCCAGACCAGGCAUUUCGGGGAACAAAUACCUUUCUUGUAAUUCAUCACCUAACAGUAGUUCAGCUGUCUCAGCUAGCCAAAAGCUUACAUGCUCUGUGCUGGAACAACAGUCUGUGUCACAUAUAGAGCAGAAGAUCCCAUGUGUUGAUGUGAAUUCUUUGCAUUUAGCAAAGCCAAACCACAUUUCUGAGCAAGAAGAGAAAACUGCCCUGGAAAAUAAUAUAGAUGCAAUUGUAAUAAACACAGCUCUACAAUUUCAGACCUCAACUAUUGAAAAUAAUGGUAUGUUAAAUAAACAUACACAAAAUAAUAAGUCAGAUUCUUCUGAGCUACAAUUGUCUACUAUAAAUACUUUAAAAAACAGUGAUUGCAAUAACAGCAACAGCAAUACGUUCUCAAGUUUGGAUAAUGGACGCGGUUUAAAUAGUGGAAUGGUUGAAACAGUUAAUAUCUCUGUCGACAGUUCAGUCAAAGUUGAAACUCGAGCAGUUGAAUUUAGUUCCUUAAGUGAUAAACUGGGAGUCUCACCAACAGAGACUGACAAAGGUGCUUUAGACAACUGCAGCAUUACGGAUUUUAUGUGUAAAAUAUGUGGUCAGACGUUUAAACGUGUGGGUGCACUGAAGCAACACAUGGUACAACAUAAUAGUGGUGGAAGAUAUGUGUGUAGUGAAUGCUCUUCUACUUUUGAUGAUGACAUUCAAUUAAAAAAACAUGUAGGUGAAGUCCAUGCCAAAAGUAAAUACAGUUGUUCAGUUUGUGGGAAAAUCUUCAAAAAAGCCUUCAACCUUGUGCAGCAUGCAAGAACCCAUACAGAGAAAACAAAACACUGUGAAGAGGCUCAAGAAGAAGUAGGUGCCUGCUGAUGGCAUGUUGAAUACAAAUUUCCAUUCUACUAAUGAUUCUAUGGAGGAGAGAAAAGACAUGGAAGAAAAACAUUUGUAAAAUUAAGUUAUGUUUAAUUAUUUAUGUAAAAACAUUGUGUGUAUACUUGUUUAAAUUGUUCUUUGCUUAAUAUGUUUAUGUUAUAUGCUUGGUUGAGAACUGUUAUGCUGCAAGUCAGUACGAGGAGCCAAAUGUAUCCUCACUGCUGAAGAUAAAUGGGUGGAAGGUGACCUUGCUGCCUAAGAUAAAUGGGUGGGAGAUGACCAACGGAUCCGUCACCACAGAAAUCUGGAUAGACAAGCAAAAGAUUAGUGGACACAAGUGCACUUUAAAUAAAUAUAUUAUACUCAGGUUGCGGAUGAAGAAAUGCUGCAGUGUUGACGGCGUGUAGCAGACACGGCUAGUUACAGGCAGAGGCCUGACACAGAAGCACACUGAAUGUUUGCUGGUAGAGCUAGCUACCAACAACUUGAUGUAACAUUUGGCACAAACUAGCAACAUGGAAGUGAUCUUGACUAGCAGAUGCGCUCUGGCGCCUGCCACUUAUAACACCAUCCUGGCAUUUUUCAUUGGUCAACGGCCUGGAGGUUCUUCAGUGGCGACGAUGUUCAAAGCCCACUCGUGGUGCCCACAGGAAUGUUGAGGCAACAGCUUUAGCAGUACCGAUAGACUACGAUACUACAAUAAUACUGACCAUCAAUUCGCAACACAGACAGACACCAAUAUCAAAUUUAUUGUGUAAUGUACUCCUGUUGUGGUUCAUGCAUACUACGGCAAAAUCUUAUCCAUAGUUCUUAUGUGCAGUACUUUGGAGGGUAACAGAAUGGGAUGACACACAAUGAAGAGUGCAGUACAGAAAAUAUCGAACUACCUGAUACUAUCUUGCGAUGUGUACACAAAGCUAUAUAACUAAAUUAGCACACAUUGUAACAAUAUUAUUUGACUGAAUGGAGAUACAUGGAACAUAAAAAUGAUGAAAUGUAUUAAAAUUAUGAUGAAAUAUGGUUUCAGUCUGAAAAUAUGUAUAAAAAUGUAAACAAAUGAUAAAACUUGUAUUUGCAAAAUUCAUAUGAAGAAACCUGAUAGUAAUUGUGUUUAACUGUGUGUAAGGAUCCAGGAUUUAUGCUAGUAUCAGACUCAAACCAAUAUUUAGAAUAUUAUAAACAUUUCUAAACCAAAAAUUACUGUGGAAAGGUAUUUCGUGUAUUUUGGCAAUGAUAACUGUAUUACUUUGGCAU
Schistocerca nitens (vagrant locust) is the source of this 3067-nucleotide messenger RNA. Its product is annotated as zinc finger protein 721-like. Lineage: Eukaryota; Metazoa; Arthropoda; Insecta; Orthoptera; Acrididae. Gene Ontology annotation, biological process: regulation of transcription by RNA polymerase II. Gene Ontology annotation, molecular function: RNA polymerase II cis-regulatory region sequence-specific DNA binding; DNA-binding transcription factor activity, RNA polymerase II-specific. The transcript is spliced from 3 exons. Gene Ontology annotation, cellular component: nucleus. The record is from RefSeq and is a predicted model, not a curated record. Bases 110 to 1810 code for a protein of 566 amino acids.